This is a messenger RNA of Manis javanica (Malayan pangolin), 1761 nucleotides long. RefSeq names its product H2A.X variant histone (gene H2AX). Gene Ontology annotation, cellular component: nucleosome. The record is from RefSeq and is a predicted model, not a curated record. Gene Ontology annotation, molecular function: DNA binding; structural constituent of chromatin; protein heterodimerization activity. NCBI's taxonomy places the organism in Eukaryota, Metazoa, Chordata, Mammalia, Pholidota, Manidae.
AUGCCGAUCUCUGCCCCAUCCUUUUUCUUCCAGUACACUGGGCCCCGUCUAGCAAGAAGUGAACAGAAAGAAUGGAGACGAUAAAUAUUGAAAUCCUGAUACUUCAGGUGGCAUGGAGGGCCGUAAGAUUGGAGGCCACACAUAUUUCCCAGAGGCUCUUGAGGUGGCUUCAAACUUCACCCGCUUUGGCUUCCGGUUCUGGUCUCCGUCUGUGGCGUUUAAAUCUCGCGCGCUUCACAUGGAUUGGCUACAUCAGGGAGUGUUUGGCUUCCUGCCCGCCGCCACCCUUCCUCGCCUUUUUCCCCGGGCAAAAGGUUUUCAAAUUUGACCAAUCGGCGAGCACGCUCCCUCAGUGGAGGCGCGUUACCGAAGGGUUAACCGCAACCAACCGGAGGCGGGUAUUAGAGAAAAGAGCCAAUCAGACGGGCGCGGGGGUGUGCCCUGGGGGGCUUAUAAGGGCAGCACUCGGGCGCGCGCGGUAGCAGUUGGACUGCGGCGAUCGGUCGUGCGUUGGUGGUAAUUUCUGCUGAUUGGUCUUCACACCCCUUCUACCUCGGGCAGUAUGUCGGGCCGCGGCAAGACUGGCGGCAAGGCCCGCGCCAAGGCCAAAUCGCGGUCGUCGCGCGCCGGCCUCCAGUUCCCAGUGGGCCGGGUGCACCGGCUGCUGCGAAAGGGUCACUACGCCGAGCGGGUCGGCGCCGGGGCGCCGGUGUACCUGGCGGCGGUACUCGAGUACCUCACGGCCGAGAUCUUGGAGCUGGCGGGCAACGCGGCCCGCGACAACAAGAAGACGCGCAUCAUCCCCCGCCACCUGCAGCUGGCCAUCCGCAACGACGAGGAGCUCAACAAGCUGCUGGGCGGCGUGACGAUCGCCCAGGGAGGCGUCCUCCCCAAUAUCCAGGCCGUGCUGCUGCCCAAGAAGACCAGCGCCACCGUGGGGCCGAAGGCGCCCGCGGGCGGUAAGAAGGCCACCCAGAGCUCCCAGGAGUACUGAGCGGCGUCCCCGCCGCCCCCGGCCGCCCGCCCUUCCUAUGCCACCACAAAGGCCCUUUUAAGGGCCACUGCAGCCUUCACGGAAAGAGCUGGGCCUGGACCACUCGGGCCCCGGGACGGGCGGCCUCGGCGCUCCCUCCCUCGGGCUGCCGCGGCCGCCCCUUCCCGCCGCAGGCCCCGCGGCCGCUUCCUUUCCGCGGAGGGCGGGGGCUGGGGGCGCGGCCGCCCUCGUGACUCAGCCGCCCUGCUCUCGGGACUGCUGACGGGCUGCGGAGACGCCGCGGCACCUCCCGGAAGAGUGGCGGGCCGCUCCGAGGCAGGGCCGGCCCCGAGCGUGAGUGGGCGCCGCCGGCCGCCGGCGUCUGCUGCCGCUUCCGCGGCGUGGUGCUUAGGCCGGUGCAUUGCGGACGUACGCUGAGCGCCAGGCUUUGGCGGGAGAGGAACCCUCCACUUGGUUGGCCCUGGCGCCCCCUUUGCUGCCAAGCCCCGGGGCUUUCGCAGCGCGCGCGGCCGCCUGAGGGGCGCGGGCCCGAGGCCGAUCGGCAGCCAGGCCCCCGGGCCUACCCCCUCGCCCCGUUUCCCUUCCAGCAGCUCACCUGGCACGCCCAGCACCGAGGUACCAGCACAAGCCCGUUGCCCGCUGUCCGGACUGAGCCUAUGUUGGCCUCCGAACUGGAAUUUUGCAGCUAUCUUACCCAAGACUUGUUCCUUAGGUAUUGGGGAGUUUCAGAGGGACUAAUUUUGUUUAUUAAAGGUUUUUUUUUUUAA